AUGGAGGGAAGCAGUGGUGGCAGCAGCAAUUAUAAUAACAGUAGAAUUGUAGUUACAACUGAGAGAAAGUCUAUGCAAGGAAUCAAAAUAGAGAAUCCCUUUACUUUCAAAGUACUUCAAGUAUUUACUGGCUUUGGUUUUGGUUGUGGAAUUGGUAUUGGUCAAGGCUUGCUUAUAAAUAUGGGUGCAUUGCCAAUGGUGGGCCAAGUAAUGAGUGCGACUAGAGGUGCAACUGAUGCCUUUUCUGGUGUUACCAGGCAUGUAAAUAGUGCUCUAUGGAAGCUGGGAGCUAAGAACAUUCAAGCAGGCGAGGGAUGUGGAGUUGGUUUUGGCCAUGGCUUUGGAAUCGGCCUUGCAGUGAAACCUUGGGCAGUGCAGAAGAUGCAAGCUUGUCUUCUAGUAGUAUUGACGAAGAUGAUGACAAAACUUGGACUAGCACCCAAUUUAUCAAUUGGUCAAGGUGCCCUUCCGAUGUCUUUGCAAAGUGGCAUGAGCAUGGCAAAUGAAUCUUCAGUCCAAAACCCAUUGGGAAGUAUCGCACAGUUAGCAACAAAAUUCCCAGACCAAACAUCUCAAGGCCUGUACGGAUAUGGAAACGUUAGUUCACAUUCAAGUGAUGAAAGUUCCACAUCAAAAGGCAGUCUGCUUGAUAAUUCUUUUGGUAGCCGAACAGAGAAGGUGAUUAGCAGUUUUCUUCAAAAUCCUAUUCUGAAAGAUGAUGGCACCAACAUAAAUGAAGUGGCUGGACGUUUGCAGUCAGAAAACAACAUGCUUCAAAUGGUGUUGAGACACCAGCAAAUCAUUGAUGAGCUCAUGGAGGAGAAUCAAAAGCUUCGUCAGAUACUAGUGGAGGACUUAAAAGUAUCACCCAACAAGCUCCAAGCCAGUCACUCAACUAGAAAUAAAUCUCCAUGCAGUGAUUGUUUUGAGUGCCGAAGAAGACAGAGAAAAAAGUAG
Molecule: messenger RNA, 957 nt
Organism: Dovyalis caffra
Lineage: Eukaryota; Viridiplantae; Streptophyta; Magnoliopsida; Malpighiales; Salicaceae
Source: the annotation of a GenBank genome assembly